AACUGGCUGCACGACGCCCAGUAGCAGCAUACCCUCCUGGUCCUGCACUCCUUCCAGCUGGCCCGUGAGUUCCUGCAGAAGGGAUCGUCACCAAGGUCUUCAGAUUACUUCGUCCUUGAGUACAUCUUCAGGAAGCUUUUUAAGAGGCUCUGCUUGGAUGACGACAGCACCAAAAACCUCACCACCCAGAACUGCAAGGACAUCGAGCAAGGCCUUGGGGAGGAGGGACCUGCGGCAGCCACUCACGUGGAGGAAGAAUCUCAAGGCCGAGAUGAAGAAACUAGAGGAGGCAACCGCAGCAACAGAGGCAGUGGGAGAGGCUGAAACAGAGAAGACCGAGGAGGAGGAAGAGGAGGAGGAGGAGGAGGAGGAGGAGGACAAACAGAUCCUGGAGAUGAAGACUGAAAAAGCCCAGGAGGAGAAGCGGGCUCGGAAACGCAAGCUCCAGGAGAAGAAGAAACUGGAGGAGAAGCUUCGUCUCAAGUCGGUCAUCCUGGGCGACACCGGGCCAAUUGAGACAGGUGGGGACGAACUCUUCAGCCUCGAGGAGCUGUCACAGCCGUACAAACAGACACACAAACGGACAACCCUUUGCUGGUGACCACGUGACCUUGACCCUGAGCGGCGUUGACCCUGCGGCGCUGCACACGGGGGACUUCCUGUGUGACCCUUUGCACCCCAUACCUCUGACCUCCCAGAUACAGGCGCGGAUUGUGGUCUUCAACAUUGUCGUGACGCUAAUCAAGGGAGCCCAGCUCCGGAAAACGACGAAAGGAAGAACCAAAGGAAGGAAGACCAUCUCAGAAGACCCCAGAGUCAGCCCCUACAGUCCAAGAAAUAGCUGAAACAAGUCCAACCAACUUUCCUUUCUUUCUGUUUCAAGUUUCCUUUACCUUUAGCGAGGUGCCAAGGCGGCGGCGACCAUGGACCCUCCCUGUCAACAGCCGUCCUCUGCCACACUGUGUCUGCCAUCCAUGUCUUGCAGCAGGCCAGCCAUGAGUUUGAUUCUUUGACGUCCUCUUGCUCUUCUUCCUUCCAAGCAAGCAGUCACUCUUUGGUCCUCAGCACACGACCCAGAAGCUUCACUUGUCGCCUUCUUAUGCUUUUCAUCAAGUGCCCGUCUGCUGCUGCUGCUGCUCUUUGUCAUAGAGUUAAUUUGUCAUUAUCUUAGUUAGUUAGAGGUCCAGAUAAUUGUUGUAGCUAAACCCAAGACUCCUGUCCCUCCCUACCUUCCUCUCCCUCUCCACCUGUCUCCCAAGUUCCCAGUCUGCAGAGGUCCAGAUAAAUGUUGUAUGGGCAAGACUCCUGUCCCUCCCUCUCCUUCCCUCCCUCCCUCUUCCUCUCCACCUGUCCCCAAAGUUCCCAGUCUGCAGAGGUCCGGAUAAAUGUUGUAUGGGCAAGUCUCCUGUCCCUCCCUCUCUUUCAGUUCCCUUCCUUUCCAGUCUUUCUCUUCUUCCAUUAUUUC
This is a messenger RNA of Eriocheir sinensis (Chinese mitten crab), 1465 nucleotides long. RefSeq names its product pre-rRNA 2'-O-ribose RNA methyltransferase FTSJ3-like. The coding region runs from base 158 to 601 and encodes 147 amino acids. The record is from RefSeq and is a predicted model, not a curated record. NCBI's taxonomy places the organism in Eukaryota, Metazoa, Arthropoda, Malacostraca, Decapoda, Varunidae. The transcript is spliced from 6 exons.